AGUUUAAGUUCUCUGUCAAAAGUGUAGUCAAAAUGGAAGCAGCUGAUCAAUAGACGAUUUCUGGUUGAUAGGAAGACGUAAAUUUUACAAUGUUACCCCUAACUGGUGCCGCUGGGGGCGUGUGCAUUUGUAUAUUAGUCAUAACCUGCUUUGCUGGGAAAAGUGCAUCGGAAGAAAUACAUUAUGAAGAGUUGUCAAAGAAACCGUGCCCAUAUUUCUAUGAUAAGCGGUUUGCAGCCCCAUCUCCAGGUCUCAUCAACUGUUCCUGGUACUCAAACCAGGCUUGCUGCAAGCGCACAGAGGUGACAUCAGUGUUCUCCAGCAUGUAUCCCCUUCAUCAGGCCCCCAAGAUAUGCCGCUUCCAGAUGAACUAUCUAAUGUGCUACUUCUGUAGCCCAGACCAGUACCUCUUUUACAGGGACAAGUUGAUGGUGUGUUCUGAGUACUGUGAUUCACUGUAUGAAGACUGCAAGACAGCCUCCUUUGAAGGGGACACUAUCGGCUACAAGUAUCAAAAUGGAACAGCUUUCUGUGAAGCCCAAAACUUCCAAGUGGUUGAAGGCACCAACUGCUUCGAGUAUGACCCCACUGUGUUUGACAUCGCGACAAGGAUGUCACAGUCGUCUAUUGUUACAGUCUCUCUCGUCUUCAUCGUUCACUUCCUCUUCCACAGUUUCAAGAGACUGCUAUGAAGUGCGUAGGAGUAGAGACACUGAACUAUCAGCAGAAGAGUGUUGCAAGCAAUAGAACAAACCAAGCUGUUCAAUCAUGUUUCUUCAUUCA
This is a messenger RNA of Haliotis rubra (blacklip abalone), 783 nucleotides long. RefSeq lists its product as uncharacterized. The record is from RefSeq and is a predicted model, not a curated record. Gene Ontology annotation, cellular component: external side of plasma membrane. The transcript has 4 exons. NCBI's taxonomy places the organism in Eukaryota, Metazoa, Mollusca, Gastropoda, Lepetellida, Haliotidae. Gene Ontology annotation, molecular function: signaling receptor activity. Bases 90 to 692 code for a protein of 200 amino acids.